UAGUAGACUUUUUUAGUUCACCCAUGUCUAAAUUCGGAUCUAGCGAGAACGUCACGGACGAGGAGAAGAAGGAUAAGGAAUUUAUCAACGUUCCCGAACCUUUGGAUCUCCAUCCUCUGAAGCAAAAAUGGACAUACUGGUAUCUGAACGAUGAUCGACAAGCCAGUUGGGAAGAUCGCCUGAAGCCAGUUUGUACAUUUGCCACUGUUGAAGAAUUCUGGGCUUUGUACAACAACAUCCGCCCACCCUCUGGACUCAACUGUCUUUGUGAUUAUAAUGUGUUCAAAGCUGGUAUACAGCCUAUGUGGGAAGUCCCAGAGAAUCUAAAAGGAGGACGGUGGCUCAUUACUAUCGAGAAAGGGCGGCCAGCUGAGAUUAUGGACUUAAUAUGGCUAGAAAUUCUUAUCGCAAUGAUUGGGGAACAAUUCGGCGAGGAUAUGGAGCUCAUAUGUGGCUUGGUGUGCAAUGUACGCGGAAAAGGCAGCAAGAUUAGUAUGUGGACAAGAGACUGGAGUGCUGAAGAAGGAAAUAUGCGGAUAGGACAAGUACUAAAGCAAAAACUGCUGGGAGCUGAAGUACCCCCCGGAUGCACCACACCGCUGUUCGACUGGCUGAAGUAUGAGGAUCACGAUAGCUGUCAGAAGAAAAGUGGAAGCACUGUGAAGGCCAAAUUAUCAAUUUCCGCUGUCAAUCAAAUGCCUGAGCGGAACUGAUGGCUCCUCACUGAUGAUGUUUGCCUCCUAGUGUUUGUCAAGUUGUUUACGCGGUUUCAUAUGGUUGGAUGUUAUUUGUCCUUGAAAUUUUAUUCUCAGAAUGGUGUUUCAUACUUUGCUUCAUAAAAGGUUAUUUGGAUUUCUAAUAUACCUAUCUUGGUAAUAAACUCUAUUGAACGCACCG
Cylicocyclus nassatus is the source of this 897-nucleotide messenger RNA. The record is from the annotation of a GenBank genome assembly. Lineage: Eukaryota; Metazoa; Nematoda; Chromadorea; Rhabditida; Strongylidae.